AUGAUACUGUUACCAAGAUGUAUAAAUACAAUUGUAUUACACAAUAUAAAGCGAAGUUUUAUGACUAAGUCCUGUGGCUUAAUGCAUUCUAAUGUUAAUCAAGUUACUAUUAAAGAUGCUAAAGAUGAUAAAUUUGUUCCUAUUUAUAAAACACCACACAUGAAAUUUUUCAUUGGUUUAAAUAGAGUAAAAAUAUAUCAAAUAGUAGGAUUAUCUUGUUGGAUUCCUAUGUGUCUUAGUUUGAACAUGCUUAACUAUUUAAAUACUGACGAAGUUAUUUGUGCAUCAUUAAUAGGUUUAGGUUUAACAGCUGGCUUACAUUUUGCCUCUUGGAUAGUAUCAAAUAAUCUUGUUGUUUUUGUUUAUACAAAUAAAGAUGAUCAAAAAUGUCGAAUAUCCUAUAUAUCUUACUGGGGAAAUCGAAAGGAAUUAUAUUGCAACGUUGAAGAUAUAACACCUAUUGAAUUAUCCAAAUUAAGUUUAUUAAAUCAUAAAAUUAAAUUGAAAGGAAAUUCAAUCACACUUAAAAUUAUUACACGCAACUCAACCAUUUUUAAUAAUGCUAAAUUUAGAAAAGUGUUUGGUAGUAAUAUUAUUUGAAAAAUAAAUUUAAAUUGUGUCAUGUAAACAAAUAAUUUUUUUUUACAUUCACUACCAAGUACCAAUGAUGCAUCAACAUAAAAUUGUACUAUGUAUACAAGCAAUAACAAUUGUAAUUG
This is a messenger RNA of Rhopalosiphum maidis (corn leaf aphid), 719 nucleotides long. RefSeq names its product transmembrane protein 186. Gene Ontology annotation, cellular component: mitochondrion. The transcript has 3 exons. Lineage: Eukaryota; Metazoa; Arthropoda; Insecta; Hemiptera; Aphididae. Bases 1 to 600 code for a protein of 199 amino acids. The record is from RefSeq and is a predicted model, not a curated record.